This is a messenger RNA of Mercenaria mercenaria, 1930 nucleotides long. RefSeq names its product interferon-induced protein 44-like. The record is from RefSeq and is a predicted model, not a curated record. NCBI's taxonomy places the organism in Eukaryota, Metazoa, Mollusca, Bivalvia, Venerida, Veneridae. Bases 159 to 713 code for a protein of 184 amino acids. The transcript has 4 exons.
CAGCUUUUAUCAAUUCGGUGUUGAGCAUUUCCAAAGGGAGACUUGUAAGAAAAGCCUGCACUGCUGGUUAUGAAUUCGGAUCAGUAACCAUUUAGUACUCUAUUUAUGAUUCGGAGGGCGAGGUCGAUAAUGUACGACUGCACGAUACAGUUGGUCUAAUGGAGAACCAAGAUCAAGGUUUUAAUCCACAGAACUUGAUCCCUCUGAUUGACGGUCAUAUUAAAAAAGGAUAUGCGUUUCAAAACAAUAGAGGCAUAACUGAGUCCGAUCCAUACUAUCGUCAGAACAGCACGAGAAAUGAUAAGAUAAACUGCGUAGUCUUCGUAGUGGACGCAUCUACAUUGGAUGUACUACCAUAUGAGUACACACAAAAAAUACGAGCUUUACAAGACAUUCUCGUUCCCAAAGGUAUUCCUCAAGUUUUAAUACUUGCAAAAUGUGAUAAGCUGUGUAAACUUGUUAACAAAAACACAGCCGAUAUAUUUCGGAGUACACUCAUCGAGGCAUGUGUAGAGUAUGCUGCAUGUAGAUUCGGAAUUCAACAAAGCUUUAUUCAUCCAGUCGUCAGUUAUGAAAACCGUCUAGAUUCUGGCGUACAUAAAAAUGUAAACAUCCCUAUCUUGCUCGCGCUUCGGCAGAUGGUUCACUUUGCGGGAGACUAUCUUGAGAAUGGGGAACAAAGAGAAAGACGAAGUCAGGUUGACGAGAUAUAGAUGUAGACUGAUAAUGUUGAUUAAGUUAAAGUGUUUUAUAGAUUGUAUACAUUUUCAUCAUAUUAGAAAAGGUUUAGAAGACAAUGCUGAAAAGCAUUCUGGAGGCUGAUAGGAUUUCAAAUUUGUCUGCUUUAAUCUACAUUGUCUAACAAUUUGGGCGUUUGACCUUUCAGUGAGACAAGUUAUGAUCUUUGAAUGCUAUUAUAUAAGAUGAAGAUAACCACAAAAACGUUAACACAAGUUUCAAAGUAAUUCAAGAUUUGAGAAUGUAUAUGAUGCAUAUUAAAUGUUGUAGUUAGUACAAAGACAUGAAUGAAUUUAGGCCCAAUUUCACAAAAGGUUAUACGUUUCAUAUAAAUGCUCGCAACAAUAUUUUGGUACCCAUUUUUUGUUUGUGUUAUUGAUGCAAAGAUAGUCCUUAAUGAUUAAGCUGUUACAGUAUAUACCUACAACUGUUGCAAGGAAUACCGCCAACAAAAAUCUCAUUAUUUCUCUGGGAGAAUUUAGUCAAAGUUUCGGACACGGGUGUUAAGUUUGCAGUGGAUGCAUAUAUGACUAAAUCACUAAAAACAUUUAAGGGCAGUCACCGAAAUGGCCCGAAAUCGCACACAAGUUUAAUAUUUCAAUAUUUCUCUAGGAUGAGGUAGAUGACAUAGCGGUUUUGAAGACUAAAGUUUGGGACUCGGCGUUUUUGUCUACACUUGAUCCUUAGACAGUUUGUAAUGACAUAUUACUAUUGAAACAUCUUGGAACGGUAUCCAGAAUAUUUGGACCAAGAUAUUAUGCUUGCAAUUAGUUCAAGGCAGUCCCCGAUUACUUGGGAACUUUAUGAUAUAUAGAGAAUAACAGGCUACUGUCUUGAUAUCAAUGUUAUCAGGCUGAGGUUGAUAUGGGUUGGAAGACAACCGAACCUAUUCCGCCCAUAUCUAACGAGCCUGAUAACAUUGAUAUCAAAAGACAGUUGUCUGUUGUUCUAUUUAUCGUGAAACGCAUACAGCCUGCCUUUAACAACAUGGGUCCCCAUCUCUAUUUUGUAAAAUUAACUUCUGAUGCAAUGAAGAAAUGAAUUUAUACUUUGCGUAUUUGAAAAUUCAUCCAUCCAAAGCCGUAUGGCAACCAUUUUGAGUUCAACUUGAACAAUGAUUAUUGUCAUUUUGAUAUUCGUAUAUAAUCAGAUAAACUUGUACCUGCGUUAAAAUAGAAAAAAAAAUGCUUUA